GAAGCAGCCAACAUAGAAUAGAGCUCGUGGUCUACUAAUUCGCUUGAGGCAUUCGAUAGCAGUAAGAAGCUAACAGCUUAAGACAAUGUUAUUUGUGGCGCAGUUACCGAAAACAAAUGUUAAUUUCAAUUUCGAACGUGUAUGAAUUUUCUGUGUGAAUUAGAUGAUAAAUAGAUGUGGUUUCUUUGCUCAAUCGAGUAACAACUAAGCAAGAAGAACAAACAAACUUGCAAUGGCGGGACGCGAACUAACAAUAACGCCAACCAAACGGGAGCGCCGCAAAUCCCCGGCCACGGGAUUCGGCGCGGACAGCAGCAGCAGUGCACAACAGCAACCGCCGCCCAUGUCGCCCGGAUCUUCCAUUGCGGACACCACAUUCGAGCCAACAAUUGAUAUGAUGGUAAAUGAUUUUGACGACGAGGCCACAUUGAACGAGGAGGAGGCGCUCGCCGAUCUGGAGGCGCACAAUGCCGAGGACGAGAUAGCCACGUUGCGCGAGGAAAGCGAAAUGCCCAUCGAGCUGCUGCUGGCCAAAUACAGCAGCAUGACAAAUAUGGAGCCGGCGUCCGUCGCCCGUCCCAGCAGCAGCACCAGCAGCAGCUCGAGGCGACGACGUGCGCCCAAGCGACAGCUACCGGAAGACGAAGCCGCCGGCGCCGCCGAGGAGCCGCCAGCUGGCGCUGAGCCGCAGUCACAUACAGUCGCACCAGGAAGUCCUCUGCUGGAUUAUGCAAGCCUAACGCCACAGUUCCACGAAUCCGGCAUGGAUGCGGAUCAAGUGCCAGGCGUUUUGCCGCCAGAGCUUACGAAGAAAACGCAUCGCUCGCAUUUACUCGACCUGUAUCCCGAAGAGUCCUUUGAGACCGGUGCACAGCAUGCCAUGGACACUGUGGAGGAUGUGGAAAGCUUUACGCCGCUGCAGACGCUCCUUGAGGAGGUGGAGGCAGGGGAGGAGGAGGAGGAGGACAGCGACACCGAUUCGGACGAUGCGAGAAAAAUAAUUAUGGUCGGACCGAACUAUCAAGCUGAAAUACCCGAGGGCCUAUCGCAAUAUGGCGACAUACUGCCGUACGAGAACGAGGAUCAGUUGAUUUGGGAGCCGAGCCAGGUCAGCGAGCGUGCCGUCGAGGAUUAUCUGGCCAAAAUACAGGAGACGCGCUCGGUGAUCAGCACAGAAGCCGAAGGCGCCAACGCAGCCGAUCCCAUAGAACGGGCUGAGCUCGAAGAGCUGCCAGCGGAAGCAACGUCGCCCGAAGCUCCAGCUCCAGUUGCUGCUGCGGCUGCGGCGCCAGCCGGCUCGGACAUGGAGUCGGUGGUCAAGGACAACGAACAGGCGCUGCAUCUGCUCGUCCAGUGCGGCUAUGACUUCAAGGAGGCGCUGCGUCGCAAGCGAAUGAAUGUGCUGCCGCUCAGCGACACGAUGAGCAGCUGGUCGGAGGAGGAGUGCCAGAAAUUCGAGGAGGGCAUACAAAAGUUUGGCAAGGACUUCUAUCAGAUACGACAGAAUCAGGUGCGCACUAGAACCAUGCGCGAACUGGUUCAGUUCUAUUACCUGUGGAAGAAGAGCGAGCGACGUGAUCAGAGCUUCGCCCUAAACGACACAAUUGAUCACAUGGAUGUAUUUAUCAACGAAGCUGGAAAUGGAAACGGAAACGGAAAUGGGAAUGGGAAUGGGAACGGAAAUGGCAGCUGCUCAUCGCUAGCCAGCAGCUGCAGCAGCAGCAAUGGCCACAGCAACGGAAAUGCCGCCAUGGAGCUUCCACUGGACAAGGAUGCAGCUCUCGAAGCAGCAGCAGCAGCGGCGGCUUCGUCGGCGGCGGCGUCGGCAUCCCCAAGAAAAUCCACAACGAAAAACUACUCGAUUAUGACCGGUGGCAAUGGAGCAGCUGCAGCAACAGCUGUUGGCAGUCGCAAGCGCGGCGUCUCCUUUGCCCUUGACGAGGACAACAUGGAGCAGGAGCAGGGAUUAGAAAGCUUAAGCUAAAGCCAAUUGGCCAGCAAUUUUUGGGGGCAAAACAGCAGAGCAUUUGAGCCAUAAAUGCGCAGGCGCUUCCGACUCAACGAUGGCUGCUGCAAAAAAAUAGGGCGUGGCAUUCAACAAAAUCAACAUUCAUUAUAAAAAACAUACCUACAAUAUAUAUGUAUAUACAUAUGUAUAGAUUAUGUGUGUACAGUGAAAGCUCUCUUGAGCGUACGCUGACGGUUCCAGUUAAAUUGUCCUCCUUAGUGUUAAAUAUAUGUAUGCAUGUAUAUAUAUAUAUACGUGUUUAUAGUGUGCAGUAUGUGUAGAAUAUGUAUCGUU
Molecule: messenger RNA, 2302 nt
Organism: Drosophila novamexicana
Lineage: Eukaryota; Metazoa; Arthropoda; Insecta; Diptera; Drosophilidae
Product: mesoderm induction early response protein 1
Exons: 4
Coding region: 233-1984 (583 amino acids)
Biological process (GO): negative regulation of transcription by RNA polymerase II
Cellular component (GO): nucleoplasm
Molecular function (GO): histone deacetylase binding; transcription corepressor activity
Source: RefSeq, a predicted model, not a curated record